UUAUUAAUAUUAAACUCAUCGUAGAAGUAUGGCAUCGGCAGUUUCGGCUAAAAUUCACAGAUGUGGUGGUGGAUAUGGUGUUGAGCAAACAAAUCAAGACGAACAUCAUCUACGCAAUCAUCCUGCUGCAUCACCCUCCCAAAGAAACUUUCGCAAAUCAAGUUUAAAAUCACAAAAGGCUACAAGAAGAAUCCUAGACGGCCCCUCCAUGCCAAGUGGAAGGGAUCCGCCUCCAUCAUUCUCCACUGGACACGUAAGAUACAACACCCCCGAAGAGAACCUUCCCACCAUCCUUAUCACAGCUGAAGAUCUACACUUGAACUUCCCAACGAACGACAUGUCAGCAUCUCCGUCACCACCAAAGUCUCCACGACAGGAGGGGGUUGUAUCUCCUGCUGCUCGUCCUAAGACGGCCUCAUCAGGUCGGGCCUCGUCGGGCCGCUCAUCACGGCGCGCUCACAGUGCCAAACAAUCCAAGCGGCCUGCUUCCUCCAGGAGCCCUGGACGCUCAAAGGAAAGAGGAGGCCAAGGGGACAGAAAAGGGUCCCGUGAGAGGAGAGGAAAACCAAUUCCUGCCUGGUCUGUUACUGAGUUACUCGAUGAUGACUCUACGACCAUGGGUGGUUCAGAGACUCACAGCGAGUAUGAGAUGUCUUUGUCCUCAGUGCAAACCCCUACAGAUGAGCAGAUUGUGGAGGACUUAGAAGACUCAUUCUCAGAGUCGGACAGUCUCCGUUCUGACGAUCCAAUCAGACGUCUUAUUGAGGGACCACCUGUUGAUGAAGCUGAGUAUGACACAGAUCUUGAGGGAGAAUUUGCUCCAGACAAAGAAAUGACCUAUGAUUCUGCUGGAAAGAAUAUUUACUUGAUGGAGUGUAAACAAGAAGGCGUAGAGCCGGCUUGUUAUGUAGUGAGACACCUCCAUGAGACGACGUUUAGAAUGAGACAUCGUUACCUGAGCAUGCGGACACUCAUUCCACUCGCAAAGGCCUUUAGGAGCAACACAUGCACAGAAACACUUGAUCUCCGUGACAACCAAAUGGAAGGGGAAGGAGGUGCAAUAAUCGCUUACAUGAUGAGAGACAAUUGCUACAUUACUAAGCUGGAUGUUUCCGAGAACCAGAUUCGUUCCAAAGGGGCGUCUGGUUUUGGCUCCAUGCUUGGAACAAAUUACUCUCUCAAGUCACUCUGCCUCAGUGCAAAUCAUCUAUCAGACAAAGCUGCAUCCCUUUUGGCCGAAGGGCUGAAGAACAAUUGUACAUUGACCCACAUUGACCUUAGUCAUAAUGACAUGGGGGAGUUAGCUGGGAUUCAUCUAGGCUCAGCACUGAUUGAAAACACCGCAUUAUUGUACUUGGAUCUGAAGUGGAAUGGAGUCAGAGGAAAGGGUAUUAUAGCUCUUGCUAAUUCUUUCAAGGUGAACACUUCACUUGAAGUGCUAGAUCUGUCUCAGAAUGGUGUCUGUCUAGCAGGGUGUACAGCAUUACAAACAGCACUAAAGGUCAACACGGGACUCAGGAUACUAGACUUGAGCUCUAAUCACAUCAACACACCUGGAGUUAAGAAACUCGCACUCGGACUCAAGAAGAACACAACCCUGGAAGCUUUACUACUUGGCGGCAACCCCAUGGGGGAUGAAGGAGUUCUAGCCCUGAUGAAAGCUUGCCCCUUCAGCACCAACCUCAAACUUCUAAGUCUACAGGAAAUCACCCUGACACUUGUCGUGCAUCGGAAGAUACAAGAAAUAAUUGAUGCAUGUAAUUUAUGCGUCCUCUCUAGAGAUUACAGUGGUCACAGGAGAACAGUGGCACCAAGUCAUCUGGUUGCCAUGGUAGAUCGUUUCAUUCUCGAUCAUCAAACCAAGAUCUUGUAUAAUUGUUUCGGCAUCGAUGAGCAGAGUACGUGUUGUUUUUCUUCCAGUGAUCUCAUGAAAGUCUUGAUCAGAUCUGGUCUAGACUUGAGCCUUGAACAAAUUGAUUCUGCUCUUCAACAAGUAGGAGUUUUACAAUCAGAUAAAAUACUCUACAGGCCUUUACUUGAUGGUUUGUCAGCUCUGAAGAAAAAUCCAAGACCAUCGUCAGCUGAGGGUACAAGCUAAUAGCACCAGCCAUGUUCAUCAUCUCAUUGGUGAGAGUAGAAAGAGUCGAGUAAAGCCCAUAAAAUAAAGCCCAGUUAAAGCCCAGUUUGGAGCAUGUGCACCCGCCCCUUUAAGCGAGCCACUGGCCAUAGCUAAGUUUUUAUUUCACGACCACUGCUUUUACCCAGGGGUUGGAUGAUGGUGUGAACAUUCCUGAAAAUGGCUUACGGUAAUUGGUUCACUUUAUUCUAAACCCAGUACCUCCCUAAGUUACAAUUGAGGAUGUUUACAUAUUCUGUGCAUCACCAGAAAAUACACAACUACAUGCUUUGACAAAAAGUGGACUAAUAAAUCUGUCCUCCUUCAGUGACUGCUUAACUUCCUUCAAGAAAAUAUAAAAGCUCAAUGAGAUUUUGGAAAAUCUGAUAACCAAAGAAGGAACCUGAGAAAUCACAUGCCUGUUUACCAUUAGCAAAGCAAAAGGCAUGCUAACUUGCUGGUGGUGGUUAUUGUAAGCAAAUGAGUGAUGCAACAAUGCAAAUCCAUUGUGAACGCUAACACUUUCUGUCAAAUCUUCUUUUAUCGAUUAUGAAAUACACCUAUCUUAUGCACAAUUUUUUUUUAUAUAUUACAAAUAUACAAGUCUGCUUAGCCAACUUUAUGGAAUUUGGUCCUGGUCAUAAAGGAUGUAUAUUUAUCAAAGUUUUACAAACUCAAAGUUAUAAAAGUUCUUUAAAAGUUUAUAAUACUAUGCAAGCAUUCCAGGUUGUCUUCUAGUCUUAUUUUCAUUGACGCAAGCUAAAAGAUUAAAAUAGUUUCUCUGCAAACUCAAAGUAAUUCUCUUAUAAACAUUUAUGAUUAUAUAUUUGGUUUGUGGUAACACCAUGUGUGUGUCUACUUACCAGGUAGAGUUUGUUCUUUAGGAUUGUGAUUAUUAUGGAAAUCGGAUUCAAGUAAUAAUUUUUGAACUAAUCAAAAUACAGCUCUCAAUUUUUCCGACGCAAGAACUAUAUGAAGUUUUAAGAAAACAGUUGUAUUUUUAUACUUCAGAUGCAGUCAUUUCUUUAGGAAUUCUUCUUUAAAUCCAUAUUGUCUAUGCAGACCUCACCAUUGAGUGACCCUCUGGUGUUGUGUUCAUUGUUUUGUCUUGAUUAAAAAUAUCAUAAAAUCACAUUGACCUAAACUUGGUCAAAAGUGAAUUCCUCAGCCUAAAAACUAAUUACAUUGUUGGUCAUAAAUAUUGUUUUGUUUUGCCAUGAAACUUUAUCCUUGCAUUUCUGAAAGACUAUAUUUUAUUUUUCUUUAUUUGUGAAAUGUGUUUAUUUUGCGUGUGUGUUUUUAUUGUAUAAAUUGAUUGCCGUUGUUGUGCCCAAACUGAAACCUUUAAAACAUCCAUCCAUUCUAUAUUUUUUUUCUUUCAGUUUUAUGUUUAUUUAUACUCUCCAGAAGAAGUUUUAUGAUUUAAUUUUUGUUUAAAGAAUUUGUUUUAUAUGAUGCGCUCCACAUUACUAUAUAAAAUUUGUGUCAAAACGUUCCAAAAAAUGUCCGUAUCCUGCCACCACUUUUUCAUUUGUUAUGAAAUAAAUUAGUAUCUAAUUUACUAGAUAUUUCUCUGGGUAAAAAUGAGUGAAAAAAUUGUGGCAGGAUAUUGAAAUCAUUCCAAGCGUCCCAUCAUGCCACCUAAAGUCUAAGACAAUGUCCAGGUCGCAGCACACCCUUACGCCAAAAGUUAUUUAUAUAUUUCUUACUUUUAAAAAAAGUUUGCAGUGAUGUUGUUGUUUCUUUAAUAAAUAAAAUCACUUCAAGAAGGUGUGUAUUAAUGUGAAUCCUAA
Messenger RNA from Asterias rubens (European starfish), 3909 nucleotides. RefSeq lists its product as uncharacterized. Gene Ontology annotation, molecular function: protein binding. The transcript has 16 exons. Bases 29 to 2098 code for a protein of 689 amino acids. Lineage: Eukaryota; Metazoa; Echinodermata; Asteroidea; Forcipulatida; Asteriidae. The record is from RefSeq and is a predicted model, not a curated record.